Colletotrichum spaethianum is the source of this 1890-nucleotide messenger RNA. RefSeq names its product rab proteins geranylgeranyltransferase component A. Gene Ontology annotation, biological process: exocytosis. Lineage: Eukaryota; Fungi; Ascomycota; Sordariomycetes; Glomerellales; Glomerellaceae. The record is from RefSeq and is a predicted model, not a curated record. Gene Ontology annotation, molecular function: guanyl-nucleotide exchange factor activity. The coding region runs from base 1 to 1890 and encodes 629 amino acids. The transcript has a single exon. Gene Ontology annotation, cellular component: Golgi to plasma membrane transport vesicle; cell tip.
AUGCCCAUUCUAUCAUCUUCAGCUGCCUCUUCACCGGCACUGCACCCUACAACAACCUCACCUCCAGACGACGACGGCGAACUCAGUACUCUACCCGAUCCGCGUAGCCGAGCUAUGAGCCCUGCGAGCGAGGCCGAGACCGCCCGUCAUCCCGAUCUAAACGACGAAGUUGCCACUCUAAGCGCCAAGUUGAUUAACGCCAUUAACCACCAAACAACACUUGAUGACACACUAUCUGCCACACGGCAGGAGCUGGAAAGAGCGCGCGAAAAAAUCAAACAUUUGGAGGAGCAGAAUGAAUCUCAAAGGGAAAUGCUGGCUGGCGAUAUUUGGAUUCGCCGGAAGACUGCAGAGGAUGAGAAGAAGACAAUCAUGCUCCGUGUUACGCAGGAGAAGAAGCUACGAGAGGACGCCGAAAAGGAGACGAAGAGAAUAGAACAAGAGUUGGAGAACUUAACAACGGCCUUGUUUGAGGAGGCUAACAACAUGGUGAUUUCGGCCAAAGAAGAGGCACGACUAGAGCAGGAAGCCCUUCAAAAGAAAAAUGACCACCUGAGGUCUCAACUAGGCGAUAUGGAGGCCUUGUUGACCUCCCAGCAACAGCAACUUGCCGAUCUCAAGCACGUCAUGGAGCAAAUGACUACGGAGAAGGAAGAUGCCACAACAGGCACUGCUCCCUCCUCGCCCGGCUUCAGCAAGCUUGACACCAAGGACGACGAACGCUCGGAAGGCCUUGCCGCCUCACAUCUCGUCGAUCCGACCUCGCCAACAUACCCUACUAGCUUGACACAUCUCAUCCAGCCAGUUCUUAGGACCGACUUGGGCGCAUAUGAGGACUUCGUCAAUCUCACACGUUUGUCCCGUAAUCGCGCAGGAAGCCGUGUGUCAUCCGGCUCUUUCAAUGGCCUUCAAGGAUUAGGUCUUGGCAUGGGGGGUAGCACCUCGAGCGCUCAUCCCUCCAACGCCUCGACUGCUUCUCUCUCCACAACCGGAACCCCUGCGACGUCAUCACCACAGACACCAAACACACCAGCCUCCGUCUCGAGCACAACUUCAUCCAACCUGGGCCCACCACCGCCGGCUCUCAAGGAAACAAAGUUCUUCAAACGUGUCUUGGUUGAGGAUGUAGAGCCGACGCUCCGACUGGACAUUGCCCCGGGACUUUCUUGGCUUGCCCGCCGUAGCGUUUUGAAUGCCAUGAGUGACGGCUCGAUCGUGGUGGAGCCAAUUCUUGCCAGUACGCCAUUUGCGUCACUCGUCAAACCGCAGUUCUACCCCUGCUCCCUGUGUGGUGAUGCACGCAAGGAUGAGGAGCACCUGCGAACCUACCGCUUCCGAACCAGCGAGUCUGAAACAGCACAGCGAUAUCCCCUCUGCAAGUACUGCUUGGGCCGUGUGAGGUCCACCUGCGAUUUCCUCAAUUUCUUACGCAUCCUGAAAGAUGGCCACUGGCGAGCGGAGGGCGAGGAUGCGGAGAAGGCAGCCUGGGAGGAAAGCGUUCGCCUGCGCGAACAAAUGUUCUGGUCUCGCAUAGGCGGUGGUGUCGUCCCAGCUAGUCAUCCUGCCGCUCCCUCGGAUAAGAGUUCCAGAAUCAGCCAAGAGAGCGAUUCUAGAGAUGUCGAACCGGAGGCAAUAGUGAUGGUGGCGGAAGACCCUGACGACGAUGCCACUCCCUUUGCCACUCCUUUAGAGGAGACUGCGACUCCGAUGGAUAAGGGAGUCUCGCUGGCACGGCCAGAGACGCCCUGCCCGAGUAACCGUACCUCGACACAAUCCUUUUCACCCAAGCAAGAUGACAUCUCAGAGAAGAAUGGAGAAAAACGUCUCUCCAUCAACAUUCCUAGCCCCGAGGCACAACAGCCUGUGACAACAGCUUCAGACGAAGCGUAG